Molecule: messenger RNA, 376 nt
Organism: Sinocyclocheilus grahami
Lineage: Eukaryota; Metazoa; Chordata; Actinopteri; Cypriniformes; Cyprinidae
Product: methylcrotonoyl-CoA carboxylase subunit alpha, mitochondrial-like
Exons: 2
Coding region: 15-341 (108 amino acids)
Cellular component (GO): mitochondrion
Molecular function (GO): ATP binding; methylcrotonoyl-CoA carboxylase activity
Source: RefSeq, a predicted model, not a curated record
CUGUGGAGUUCAUCAUGGACGCGCAGCACAAUUUCUUCUUCAUGGAGAUGAACACGCGUCUGCAGGUGGAGCAUCCCGUCUCAGAGAUGAUCACGGGAACAGACCUGGUGGAGUGGCAACUGCGCGUGGCUGCGGGGGAGAAGUUGCCCCUCUCUCAGAAGCAGAUCGUGUUGCGGGGUCAUUCUUUUGAAGCCAGAAUAUACGCCGAAGACCCCAAUAACGACUUCCUUCCCGGAGCGGGGCCGCUGCUACACCUGUCCACGCCGCACGGGGAUCAGUGCACACGCAUAGAGACGGGGGUUCGAGAAGGUACUCUACAUUUAAUCUCACGUGACUUAUGAUUUACCAUUUACAGGUGAAAAAAUAAAACAGUUUG